AUGUAUAAAGUGACAAUAUUAUUUGCAAUCCUUGGAUGUGUGUGUGGAAAAGUGUGUGAUGUGAAUGAUACUGUAGACAUUACAGGCGGUCGUUCAACGGGAAGCAGAAUAGCAUACCGUGGCAUAAUCUUUGAAAAAUAUUUUAAUGAAGAUGGUAAAGUGAAAGCUUGUCUCGUACCAAAAGGCUUGAUUGUAUCAAAGUGUUGUCCAGCGGGGGCAGCUUACGAUAGCGAGAACUCCGCUUGUGAGAAUGUCACAAGUGAAAAUAAAAAGCGAAGCCCCCUCGUGUAUGUCGAGAAAAUAUUCAAUUUUAAAUUUGGGAAACCAGACUGUAGUGCAGGUGAUGCAAAAGUGCGGAUCACUGCUGGACACGUUUACGAUAUAUUUAAUAUUGGAGAGGAUGGAAAGCUGUAUGUGGAAAUCCCGACCAGUGUGAAACCAUGGACUGUCUUCACGCCAGAUAUGUAUUGUAUCGACAGUUUCGUGAGUGAGGAAGAUGGGAAACAAAUUAGUAGAUUAGACGCAUUAGUUUGCUUUGAUCCGCAGCCAGAUGAAGAGAAUUACAUUCCAGGAAUAAUAUGUAUGUUGAUAUCAUGCGUAUUCAUCAUCGUCACUGUGGCGGUAUACUACUGCCUUCCAGAGCUAUGCAACCUUCACGGAAAGGUUCUUAUAGCCUAUCUCCUCAGUCUUUUCGUUGGCUUCAUCUUCCUCUCGACCAUGCAGAUUCUUCUCAGCAUAGAUAACAUUUCGCGGGAAUAUUGUAUGACGUUUACCUUUAUCAUCUACUACUUCAUCCUGGCAGCAUUUUUCUGGUUAAAUGUCAUGUCGUUCGACAUCUGGUGGACGUUCAGCGGCAACCGAGGAAUUUCUAUUGAAAGAAUGUCAGUGAAAUCCAGAUUCAGAGCAUACUCGAUGUACGCGUUUGGAGUCCCCGCGCUGUUCACAGCAUUGGUUGCUGGUUUGGAGUUCUCACAUCUGCCACUGAACUGGUAUCUGCCCCUGUUAAGACAGCAAGGAUGUUUCAUAAGUGGAAAGAGCAAACUCAUAUAUUUGUACGGGCCGAUGGUAAUCCUUUGCGUUGCGAACUUGGUAUUUUUCAUCUUGACUGCGUUGAAAAUUCGGGAAAUAAAGGAACAGACUGCUGUACUGAAGUCCAGGGAGAGUGCUACACACGACAAACAUAAUAAAGACAAACAAAGGUUGCUGCUGUAUGUUAAGCUCUUCAUCGUAAUGGGUAUUAACUGGGUGCUAGAAGUGAUCAGCGCUUUGUAUCCUAAGGCUAACAGUAUAUGGAAGUUCACAGACGCCUACAAUGUCCUGGUGGGUCUGAUCAUCUUCAUUCUCUUCGUGUGCAAGAAGAAAAUAUUCCGGCUACUAAAGAACAGGAUCAAAGAGAAAGUUCACAGAAGAGAUACAGAAUUAAGAAGUACGGUCCGGACUGUUGGAAGUCGAAGCAACAUAAACAUGGAUCAAAAAAGAACAAGCUUAGAAUCUAUAAGAACCUCUAAUGGAGGUGUACAAACUACUGUUAUAUAA
Molecule: messenger RNA, 1536 nt
Organism: Pieris macdunnoughi
Lineage: Eukaryota; Metazoa; Arthropoda; Insecta; Lepidoptera; Pieridae
Source: the annotation of a GenBank genome assembly